Molecule: messenger RNA, 2030 nt
Organism: Abrus precatorius (Indian licorice)
Lineage: Eukaryota; Viridiplantae; Streptophyta; Magnoliopsida; Fabales; Fabaceae
Product: RGG repeats nuclear RNA binding protein A-like
Exons: 7
Coding region: 809-1705 (298 amino acids)
Cellular component (GO): cytoplasm; nucleus
Molecular function (GO): RNA binding
Source: RefSeq, a predicted model, not a curated record
UUCUCUCUCUAUCACUUGGGCGGCUAGGGUUUUAGUUUAACCCUCUUUCUUCUCUCUCCCUCGCUCUCUUUUUGUUUCGCCGACUACGAUACAGAGAUGGAAGGGUUGUUGUUGACGAGAUAGGAUUGGAUUGGAUUGAAUUGGACUGGGAUAAGACAGAGUAAGGGCUUGGGGAUAUAUAGGCAUUGCUGACCAAAAUGGCGACCAUGAACCCUUUCGAUUUGUUGGGUGACGAUGCAGACGACCCUUCUCAGCGAUUAGCAGCGGAACAACUCAAAGUUGUUACUGCACCUCCCAAGAAACCCCAGACUCAGCCUCUCACUCAGCCCAACAAACCCGCUCAGCUUCCCACCAAGCCACCCCCUCCCUCUCAGGCUGGUUCGUUUUCUUCUCUUCCUCUUUCUCUUUUUUAAUAACAUCCACGCUUUCACUUUUUCCCCCUUCUUUCUGCAAUUUGCAAUUUAUAUUUGGUUUAGGGUUUUCUAGAGUUGGACAAUAGGGAUUGUUACAGUAACAUCUUUUAAAGAUUGUUGUUCACAAUAGUAGUUGAACGCAUUAUUAUUAGCAAUUGUGUUCAAUUUUCCUUCGCUUUCUGAUGGGUUGAAUGGCUUUGUAGUUCCUUAAACUGAUGGAUCACGCAGUUCAAUCUGACACCAAAUAGCUAUGUAGCUUGUGUUAAAAGCUUUUUUUUUUUUUAAUAAUUUUUUGAUACUGAUGUCUGAUUCUUCACUACCAAACAAGGAAAAGUUGCUCGAUAUGGUGAUUACUUGAAGUUAAGGUCAUGGUUUCUUUAUGAUUUUUUAAGUUCAUGAGGGAGGCGAGGAAUGAGAAUUUGCGUGGAGGUCGCGGAAGUGGACGUGGUCGCGGUCGUGGAGGUGGUUUCAAUCGUGAUUUUUCUAAUGAUGAGAACUCAUUUGCUGCCCCUGCUGGUCAAGGUUCACUUGAAGGAGAACCUGGGAAGCCCUCAGAGAGGCUUGGUUAUGGUGGGCCACGUGGUCCUUAUCGUGGUGGUCGUGGUGGGCGCGGAGGUUUUAGUAAUGGAGAAGCUGGUGAAGAUGGGCGCCCUCGAAGAGUGUUUGAACGCCGCAGUGGGACUGGACGUGGCGGAAAUGAAUUCAAACGUGAAGGUGCUGGCAGAGGGAACUGGGGAGUACAAACUGAUGAACUUGCACAGGUGACUGAGGAAGUGAAUGAGACUGCUAAGAAUUUAGGUGAUGAAAAGCCUUCAGGUGAGGAUGAUGUUGCAGCAGAUGGAAACAAGGAGAGUUCUGCUAAUGAAGCUGAAGAAAAAGAACCUGAGGAUAAGGAAAUGACACUGGAGGAGUAUGAAAAAGUACUAGAAGAGAAAAGGAAGGCUUUGCAAGCACUUAAGACUGGGGAGAGAAAGGUAGAUACUAAAGUUUUUGAAUCCAUGCAGCAGCUCUCAAACAAGAAAGACAAUGAUGACAUCUUUAUUAAACUGGGUUCUGAUAAGGAUAAGCGCAAAGAGGCUCUUGAGAAGGAAGAGAAAUCCAAGAAGUCUGUCAGCAUCAACGAGUUUCUGAAGCCUUCAGAGGGUGAAAGUUACUACAACCCAGGUGGGCGAGGCCGUGGUCGUGGUCGAGGCCGUGGUGCAAGAGGAGGUUAUGGUGGCUAUGCAGCUGCCAACAUAUCAGCUCCAUCAAUUGAAGAUCCUGGGCAGUUCCCUACUUUGAGUGCCAAGUGAGAAUUUCUGGUGGUGUUCAGACAUUUUUAUGUACCUUUUUUCAAUUUUGGCUCUCUGCUUUGAAGCAGGAAAAAGAACUUAUGGUGAUUGGAUUUCCUGUGUCAGCAGGGUUUUUUUUUUUUUAAUUUAACGUCUUAAAAUGUAAAUUUAGGUUGUUUUUUAUGGCCCCACAUUCCCUUAUAUCGACAUAUUUCCCCAAUGGUUAUGCGUUACCUUAUGUGUAAUUUUGCGGGAUAUAUAUGAUGGAUAAGUCAUUUGUGGCCGAACACCCCACCCAUCCUCCCCCUUAUUUUUCUAAAUGAGAUUGAACGCGGUAGUUUAUCUU